GUAAAGUCCUCCUUGGCCCUGGUAAAGUCAUUCUCUUCUCCUCAGAAGCUCCUCAAACCUGUGUCCCAAGGAUGAGGGCCCAGGAGGAUCCCGAGAGUCAGACACAGCAUCAGUCCUUGGGUUCAGCAGGGACUUCCGCCAGGAACCCACAAACGUCCCUGACCCUGCCCGCUGAGCCCAAAUUUGACAUGUUGUACAAGAUCGAGGAUGUGCCGCCAUGGUACCUGUGCAUCCUGCUGGGCUUCCAGCAUUAUCUGACAUGCUUCAGUGGCACCAUCGCUGUGCCCUUCCUCCUGGCUGAGGCGCUUUGUGUGGGCCGCGAUCAGCACAUGGUCAGCCAGCUUAUUGGCACCAUCUUCACCUGUGUGGGUAUCACCACUCUCAUCCAGACCACAGUGGGCAUACGGCUGCCACUGUUCCAGGCUAGUGCCUUUGCCUUUUUGGUUCCAGCCAAAGCUAUCCUGGCCCUGGACAGGUGGAAAUGCCCCCCAGAAGACGAGGUCUAUGGUAAUUGGAGUCUGCCCCUGAACACCUCUCAUAUCUGGCAUCCUCGGAUUCGAGAGAUCCAGGGUGCAAUCAUGGUGUCCAGCAUGGUGGAGGUGGUAAUUGGACUGAUGGGGUUGCCUGGGGCUCUGCUCAGCUACAUUGGACCUCUCACUGUCACCCCCACUGUCUCCCUCAUUGGCCUCUCUGUUUUCCAAGCUGCUGGCGACCGAGCUGGUUCCCACUGGGGAAUCUCAGCUUGCUCCAUUCUCCUGAUCAUCCUCUUCUCCCAGUACCUGCGCAACCUCACCUUCUUGCUGCCCAUUUACCGAUGGGGCAAGGGCCUCACUCUCUUCCGCAUGCAGAUCUUCAAGAUGUUUCCGAUCGUGCUGGCCAUCAUGACUGUGUGGCUGCUCUGCUAUGUGCUGACCCUGACAGACGUGCUGCCUGCAGACCCCACAGCCUACGGCUUCCAGGCUCGGACUGAUGCACGUGGAGACAUCAUGGCUCUCUCUCCCUGGAUGCGCAUCCCCUACCCCUGUCAGUGGGGUCUGCCCACAGUGACUGUGGCGGCAGUCCUGGGAAUGUUCAGUGCCACGCUGGCUGGCAUUAUAGAGUCAAUUGGUGACUACUACGCUUGUGCCCGCCUGGCUGGUGCACCACCCCCUCCAGUACAUGCUAUCAAUAGGGGCAUCUUCACUGAAGGCAUCUGCUGCAUUAUUGCAGGGCUGCUGGGCACAGGAAAUGGGUCCACCUCAUCCAGUCCCAACAUUGGCGUCCUAGGGAUUACCAAGGUGGGCAGCCGUCGUGUGGUCCAGUAUGGUGCAGGGAUCAUGCUGGUCCUGGGUACCAUUGGCAAGGUGACUGCUCUAUUUGCCUCACUUCCAGACCCCAUCCUGGGAGGGAUGUUCUGUACCCUCUUUGGCAUGAUCACUGCUGUGGGACUAUCAAACCUGCAGUUCGUGGACAUGAACUCCUCCCGCAACCUCUUUGUGCUGGGAUUUUCCAUGUUCUUUGGACUCACACUGCCUAAUUACUUGGAUUCCAACCCAGGUGCCAUCAACACAGGCAUUCCUGAAGUGGACCAGAUUCUGACUGUGCUGCUGACGACCGAGAUGUUCGUGGGCGGGUGCCUUGCUUUCAUACUGGACAAUACAGUGCCAGGAAGCCCAGAGGAAAGAGGCCUGGUACAGUGGAAAGCUGGGGCCCAUGCCAACAGUGAGACGUCUGCUAGCCUGAAGAGCUAUGAUUUCCCCUUUGGGAUGGGCGUGCUAAAAAGGAUUCCCUUUCUGAGAUACAUUCCUAUCUGCCCAGUCUUCAGAGGAUUUUCUACAAGAUCAAAAAAUCAGCCUGCAGUUCCAGAAAACACUCCACAAACUACAGAAACCGGAUCUAUGUGCACCAAGGUCUAAAAAAUUACUCUAGAGAAAGGAGGCACUGUAUAUAACAGGAAAAUCACAUGGAGAGCCAGAACACCAAAGAUGCAAAUGCCAGCUCUUCCUACUCCAUAAGACUGGAUAAAUCACCCUCUCAGCCUCCAUUCUCACAUCAGUUUUAAAAAAGGGAAGAACGGAAUGAAGUUUCUAAGCACUGUAGAGACUUGUACCAAUGAUUCUAUGUUUCUAUACGUUUACUUUCAUAAGCAUGUAUAUUGAUAUACGGGAAGAAUACCUAGAGAUUUUCCUCUAUCAUAUUUUGGGUUACAAGUUGAUAAAAAGAUACCAAUACAGAUUAUAGAGUUUAAAUGCUGGUAUACAAGGCUGGAGAUGUGGCUGUACAGUUAAAGGAGCUUGCUUGCAAAGCCUGACAGCCCGGGUUCAACUUCCCAGUAUCCACUUAUAAGCCAGAUGCACAAAGUGGUGCAUACAUCUGGUGUUCAUUUGCAGUGGCAAGAGGCCCUAGUGCACCCAUCACUCCUCUCUCCCCCUUUCUGUUGGCAAAUAAAAAUAUUUUAAAUGUAGGUAUACAAGGAAGUUUUAACACUGAAAUUGAUCCCAAUACCAAUUACUUUACUUUGAGACCAAAACAUAGUAUUAUAACAUAUUGGAGCAAUUAAUUUAUUUCAUAAUUUAUAUAGAAAAAUAUACUUGGCUGGGCGUGGUGGUACACGCCUUUAAUUCCAGCACUCAGGAGGCAAAGACUGGAGGAUCGCCAUGAGUCU
This is a messenger RNA of Jaculus jaculus (lesser Egyptian jerboa), 2644 nucleotides long. RefSeq names its product solute carrier family 23 member 1 (gene Slc23a1). The record is from RefSeq and is a predicted model, not a curated record. NCBI's taxonomy places the organism in Eukaryota, Metazoa, Chordata, Mammalia, Rodentia, Dipodidae. Bases 72 to 1895 code for a protein of 607 amino acids. The transcript is spliced from 15 exons. Gene Ontology annotation, biological process: transmembrane transport. Gene Ontology annotation, molecular function: transmembrane transporter activity. Gene Ontology annotation, cellular component: membrane.